CACCAUCUUGUUUUUUUUUUGAACCAAGAAUUAUAAAAAAAAAAGAAAAACAAACAAAACCUUUCUUUCUGUUUAUUAUAGAAUUUAUUUAUUUAAAAAAAAAGAAGAUAGAGCUAUGAGUAAUAAGGAGAGCUCAGCAACUAUUAAUAUUCACAGCAAUGAGUCAACACCUCUCAUGGGCAAGUCAAGCUCGGCUCGUUCCUCUCAAUUGGUUAUCGAUCAACAAAAAAAGAGGGAACUUGUUGGUUUAUCUUACAUGACACUUUCAGCACUUGGCUUCUCCACCAUGUCCUUGUUUGUAAAGUUGAGUGGAACAAGCUUCCCUUCAUUCGAAAUUGUCUUUGCUAGAUCAGUUGUUCAGACCUUUUUCAGUUUAAUCGGCUGUGCCAUGUUAAAGAUCAACCCUUUGGGUCAACCCGGUGUUCGAAAGUGGCUCUUAUUGAGAGGUUUAGCUGGAACUUUAGGCCUCUGUUUAUUCUUUUACAGUAUAACACAAUUGCCUUUAGCCGAUGCUACAGUUGUGUUUUUCCUGGGUCCCGCUUUUACGGCGAUUCUUGCUUCCUUGGUGCUCGGUGAAGCCUUUUCAUUAUUCGAUGCCAUUUGUUCUGUAUCGUGUAUGAUUGGUGUUACUCUUGUUUCUAAACCACAGUUCUUAUUCGGAGGAGGUGAGCCUAUGGAAGACGAUAUGGAUGAAUGGCAAAGAUUAUUUGCUAUUGCAUGUGCCUUAGUCGGUGCUAUGAUGUCCGCAGUUGCAUAUGUUACCGUGCGUAAGAUCGGUAGAGGAGCCCAUUUCAUGGUGCAUGUUGUAUACUUUGGUUUAGUGUCGGCCAUCGUAAGCCCCAUCGGCAUGUUUUUCUUCCAAACAGCCGUUGUGCCACAAGGCUCUUAUGAAUACGGGAUGUUACUUUUAGUUGGUUUAACCGCUUUUAUCGGCCAAUGCUUCUUAAAUCAAGGUCUUCAAAUGGCACCUGCAGGCCCAGGUACCUUGAUGCGUAUGAAUGAUGUUGUAUUUGCAUUCUUAUUUGGUAUCCUUAUCUUGCACGAAUACCCUGAUAUCUAUAGUAUCUCAGGUGCCUCGAUCAUCGUACUCAUGACGUCUGCUAUGGGCAUUCAUAAAAUAUAUGUUCACCAGAAGAGCAAGAAAUAAUAAAAAAAUAAUACAGGCAACCCUUACUGAAAUCAUAA
Molecule: messenger RNA, 1185 nt
Organism: Mucor mucedo
Lineage: Eukaryota; Fungi; Mucoromycota; Mucoromycetes; Mucorales; Mucoraceae
Exons: 3
Coding region: 116-1147 (343 amino acids)
Cellular component (GO): membrane
Source: RefSeq, a predicted model, not a curated record